Quercus robur (English oak) is the source of this 1604-nucleotide messenger RNA. RefSeq lists its product as uncharacterized. The transcript is spliced from 9 exons. The record is from RefSeq and is a predicted model, not a curated record. Lineage: Eukaryota; Viridiplantae; Streptophyta; Magnoliopsida; Fagales; Fagaceae. The coding region runs from base 182 to 1471 and encodes 429 amino acids. Gene Ontology annotation, biological process: DNA-templated transcription. Gene Ontology annotation, molecular function: DNA binding; protein dimerization activity. Gene Ontology annotation, cellular component: RNA polymerase I complex; RNA polymerase III complex.
CCAAUCCAAGACCAGAGCUUCCCAAUCAGUGACCACACGUCACCUCUCUUCCUUUGUUAAACCCUAAAACCCUAAACUGCUCUCUCUCUCUCAAACUCACAACUGUAAUAACAACAAAAACAAAGCACACACAGAAGCACGAAGACACAGAGAGAGAGAGAGAGAACUCCUCCAUCAAAACAUGGCCAAGAAAGACCAAAGGAUGUCAGAAACAGAAACAGAAGAAACUGAAGCAGAAUCCAUGUCAGAGUCAGAGUCUGGGUCUGAAGAACAAAAACAAAAAUCAAAAGGUGGUGGAAUAGACUACAUUAUGAGUCUUCCUGAUGUGCCUAGGAAUCUCCCACCUCACGUUGAGCUGCAAAGAACCCGUGUCUUCGCCAACAUUGAUGCUCCCACCCAUACAGACUCUAUACAAUACUCUGGUGCUUUUGCAUCUGUAGGACUCGAUAAUAGCUUCCGGUUGGACCAAUUCCGCAACAACUUUAGAGUUGAAGUGAUUCGAUUCUCAGAUGAUGGCAUGGACAUGGAGUUUGAUAUGAUUGGUAUUGAUCCAGCAAUUGCAAAUGCAUUUCGGAGAAUCCUGAUUGCUGAGGUUCCAACUAUGGCUAUUGAAAAAGUUUUUAUUGCAAACAAUACAUCACUAAUCCAAGACGAGGUGCUUGCCCACAGGUUGGGUCUCAUUCCAAUCAGCGUUGACCCAAGGCUUUUUGAAUAUGCAGAAAACAAUGCACCAAAUGAAAGGAAUACCAUUGUUUUCAAGCUCCAUGUUCAAUGUGCAAAGGCCUUAGAAGAAGAAAAGGGCCAAUCUAAAAAAAAAAAAGAAGAAAAGAAAGUUCCCCCUCGUAUCACAGUAAAAGCCAAGGAUUUGAAAUGGCUGCCUAAAGGAAGCGAGUUUUAUUUAGAAUCAGAGGAUUCAAAUUCCAAUUCAACCUCAAAAUCGAAAACGUAUACUUCAUUUACUUGCAGCCAAGAUUCUCUCCCGGAAUUUUCCAACAAUAAAAUUGGAUUCAAGGAGCCACUUGAUGAUAUUAAUAUUGCUAGACUUGGCCCUGGUCAGGAAAUUGAACUUGAAGCACAAGCUGUGAAAGGUGUUGGUAAAACACAUGCAAAGUGGUCGCCAGUGGCCACUGCUUGGUAUAGGAUGCUUCCUGAGGUUGUACUAUUGGAAGAGAUCGAAGAUGAGGAUGCUGAAACCCUUAAAGAAAAAUGCCCAGUUGGAGUAUUUGACAUUGAAGAUAUUGCCAAUGGUAGAAAAAGGUUAACUGUGGCCCAGCCACGAGCUUGCACAUUGUGUAGAGAAUGCAUCAGAGGAGGGGAAGAAUGGGAGAAACGCGUGUCACUACGUCGUGUUAAGGAUCAUUUCAUAUUUACCAUUGAAUCAACGGGAGCAUUACCUCCUGAGGUACUAUUUACUGAAGCUGUGAAGAUUUUAGAAAGCAAGUGUGAACGCGUGAUUUCCGAGCUCUCUUGAUUCUUUGUUCUUAUGCUAAUUAAUAGGAAUGAAGUUGAAAGGACUGCAGAGGAUCUGGUUUAUUAUAUUAUGCAUGGUUGAUUAUUGUUGUUUACAUAUUCAUAUCAUAAUAUAAGAAGCUAGUUUCUUAUAA